UUCCAAUCAGCUACGCCGAGUCGUAUCAAUAGCUUAUAGGGAGACACACAGACUUGGCUAUAAAAUCUUAAAGGCUUCCUUGCAUUUUACAGGGUGACACCAAACAUCAGAGCCUAUUUCAUCAACUAUUCUACUCCAGACAUCCAUUCUUAGCGACAUAUCUAACAUUACACUACCAGCAAUGGUUUCUCUACGCGAUAUCGGACUUCUGCUCCUCGCAGCCCCAAUCGCCAUGGCAGCACCAAAAGCUCCCUCCGAAGUAACCAUAAAAACCCUUCCAUUCUCCAAACCAGAGGACACUUCCAAAGCACCGUCAACCUCAGCCGUCGCCUCACCCGCCUCAGACGCCGCCCAAAAGGCUGCUUGCCAACUCCCCCUCCGCUUCACCAACUUCGCCCUCUACUCCGACACAGGCUGCAAGAAUGUUAUCUUCGACCCCUUCAUGCUCACCUGGGAUCCAUGCAAGGGCUAUCAGUGGACAAACGCGCUGGCGAAUGGUGUUAUAUUCCAGAGCAUGAGAUGGACUGGGGGGAGUAAUGCGCAGGACUUUUAUGCUUGUCAGCAGGGGUUUUCAUGCAAUGCGAAUGUUGCGAGAAUUUCACAGAGCACGAAUGUUUGUUCAUCUGGCGGAGGGUUGCACUUUGAUAAACUUGCUAUUAACCCUUAGAUGCUGAUGGCGAUAAGAAGGUGUUGCUGGCCGGUUUGAGAGUGGGCUUCAACAGUGCAAAUGCAUUCCUUUACAGCAACAGACCAAUUAGGUGCUGGAGAUCCGACCCACUCUCGCAAAUACUUGCCCAGUAUACUCGCCGGCCAAUCAUCCGAGACUUUUCAUCACUUCAGUUCUGCUUUGUCAUUCGGACGAGUGUCGGACGAACGUCGACAAGAACCUUGAGUUGAUAUCAUAUUACAGCUAAUAGACCAACAAUAUGACAAAUUGUUCCGAGCCGUCCUAUCGUAUUCGUAAAUUUUCGACGUAUAUUACUACACAAAGCCGUCGUUGGAGCAGCUGAGAUUAUACAUUGCAUAUUCAAGCAAU
Fusarium odoratissimum NRRL 54006 is the source of this 1036-nucleotide messenger RNA. RefSeq lists its product as uncharacterized. Lineage: Eukaryota; Fungi; Ascomycota; Sordariomycetes; Hypocreales; Nectriaceae. Bases 182 to 667 code for a protein of 161 amino acids. The record is from RefSeq and is a predicted model, not a curated record. The transcript has a single exon.